UGUUUCUCUCUCCUAUACACCAAAGAGCAGGUUUCUUCUCAGACUUUCUGCAGUGAUGCUGUGUUUUAUGCUGGACUCCAUCCUGCCUCUGCAUGGCAACUGCCUGCUAAAACAAACCAAUAGAUCAGGAUUGUCAUCAGCUCCCUGCGGUGGUUUGGGGAUGUCUAAGAAGUUGAUGCUCUGUGUGUUUUUGGCCAUGUUCAGAUGCAUUUUUGCAUCUACAGAAGUUUGUACCAACUCCCUCCUACCAGGAGCAAAAGGAGACCAAGGUGAGACCGGAGAGAUGGGCGAGCAGGGGAAACAAGGGAAGGAUGGACCACCAGGACUUCCAGGUGAGGCUGGAGAAGCAGGACUCAAAGGAGAACUUGGUCUCACAGGAAAGAUGGGACCCAUUGGAGAGAGAGGUGACAAAGGACAAAGGGGUCUUACAGGACCAGUCGGUCUCAAAGGGAAAGCUGGUGCGACAUGUGACUGUGGGAGGUACAGAAAGGUGGUUGGACAGCUGGACGUCAAUGUAGAGAAGCUCAGGAAAACUGUCAGGUUCGUGAAGAACGUUGUUUUGGGCUUGAGGGAGACGGAGGAAAGGUUCUACCUCCUUGUGAAAGAAUCCAGGAAGUACCGAGAUGCAUCGCUGAACUGCAGGCUCAGAGGAGGCACCCUGGCCAUGCCGAAAACCAGCAGCCUUAACAGCCUCCUGCUGGACUACAUCAGCCAGGCAGGACUGACGGGGGUUUAUGUGGGAGUGCAGGUGCAAAGCAAAGACUUAAAUGGAACCAGCAGUUAUGUGUAUGCAGACUCCAGCCCUCUGCAGGAGUUUGCUGCUUGGAGCCAAGAGGAGAAGCUGCAUCCCAGAUUAUUUCCAACCACAAACUCCAGCUGUGUGGAGCUGCUCAGCACUGGGACGUGGGGUCAUGUGGAGUGUGAAACCGCCUUAUUUUUCAUCUGUGAAUUCCCAAAGAGCAGGAGAAGAGGAGGAGGGGGAGGAGGAAGGGGGUCGCUUGUUUCACUAUCAUAAACUGAAUCAAAACCAAACAUGGAAAUAAACGUCAUGUAACCAGACCAAUGGGGCGUUUGCGUCCAUUUACAGAUUUAUUCUGGGUGGGUGACGGGUUUGGAUGAUGUCAUGUUACUUUAUUCUGUAGUGACAGAAACACUGACACUGUCGUGUAUUUCCUCUGAUGUGAUCAAUUAUUAAACAUUUUCAAAUGCUUGCUUUUA
Molecule: messenger RNA, 1218 nt
Organism: Nothobranchius furzeri (turquoise killifish)
Lineage: Eukaryota; Metazoa; Chordata; Actinopteri; Cyprinodontiformes; Nothobranchiidae
Gene: colec10
Product: collectin sub-family member 10 (C-type lectin)
Source: RefSeq, a predicted model, not a curated record